This is a messenger RNA of Anopheles nili, 3204 nucleotides long. RefSeq lists its product as uncharacterized. The record is from RefSeq and is a predicted model, not a curated record. Lineage: Eukaryota; Metazoa; Arthropoda; Insecta; Diptera; Culicidae. The transcript is spliced from 6 exons. Bases 1 to 3204 code for a protein of 1067 amino acids.
AUGUGUCCCAGCACCAUCAAUCUACUGGUGUCCGUUGGUUUCGUCCUGGUCGGGUGGCCCGCCGUAGCACAGAUAACGCACCCACGUGUUUGUACCGACGAUGGUUGCCUGCUCGGGACGUCCAUGACCGACAUGAAGAAUCUCAAGUUCGAGGCGUUCGUAGGCAUUCCGUACGCCAAACCACCAGUGGGAAAGCUCCGCUUUAAGAAACCCGUACCAGUGGAACCGUGGACGCAGGACUACAAUGCCACCGAAAGCAAACCGGCGUGUAUGCAAAAGUCCUUUCUCCAACCCGGACAACCCAUUAUCGGUGAGGAGGACUGCUUGUUCCUGAACGUGUAUCGUCCGAAAUCGAUCGACACCGACGAGCAGCCGCUUCCAGUGAUGGUGUUCAUCCACGGUGGUGGUUACUUCUCCGGUUCUGCUGAUCCACAGUUGUAUGGACCGGAACGCAUCCUGGCCACUCGUCGAGUCAUCCUUGUGACGUUCCAGUACCGCCUGGGGGUGUUUGGAUUCCUUUCGACCGGAGAUUGCCACGCGAGCGGAAAUUACGGUAUGCUUGAUCAGGUGUUGGCCCUCCGGUGGGUUCAACGGCACAUUCAGGCAUUCGGUGGAAACCCCGCAGCCGUAACGCUGUUCGGUGAGAGUGCUGGUGGUGCAUCGGUGCAGCUGCACAUGAUGAGUCCGCUCAGCCGCGGGCUGUUCCAGCGAGCGAUCAUUAUGAGCGGUAGUGCAAUGGCCGUGUGGUCCAUGCCUAUUAAAGAUCCUCUGGCAUUGACACGCAAACAAGCCAAACUUGUCGGGAUCUCGGAAGCGGAUGAGCUGACAACUGCCGAGUUGGUGGAUGUACUGCAGUACCUUGAUGCGAAGGUCCUUGUCGCAAGUACGGCAUUCUUGCGGACCUGGUUCGAGCAUCCUAUCAUACUGUAUCGUCCCACGGUGCAGGGUCCCGAUGUGCCCAAGGACGAACGGUUUCUAUCCGACGAUCCCUGGAAGUUGUGGGAGGAAGGAGCCUACGUGGACGUGCCGCUUAUGAUCGGAGCGGUACCAAAUGAAGGAGCCGUUGUUUCGUUGGCCAUCUUGUACAACGAUACGGCAUUGAGUCAGUUCAACGAGAACCUUGCCGGGUUGCUCCCAACCGUGAUGGCCAUCAACGCGACUGAUGAGGUGUUAACAAAGCUUCAAGAGCGUUACUUCCCGGAAAACCAUACCAUGUGGAGCAUCAAUGAAAAGAACGCCGAUCAGUUCACGCAGAUGAUCACGGAUGCGUUUAUGUUGUACCCGAUGGCUUCGACGGUGCAACAGUACCUCAACAAGACCGCCGAUAGCUGUCACGAAACGGACUUUUACUCGUUUGAAUUUAACGGACAAUACUCGUUCUCCACGUUCUACGCCAAUUCGAACGUGAGCCAUGGCGUUUGCCACCAGGAUGAGCUGCUGUACCUGUUCCGGAUGGUUGAUCUAUUCCCGGAUUUUCCACCAAAUUCGACGGAAGAAAAAAUGGCCGAGAUAUGGACGGAUUACUUCGUCAAGUUCGCUACAGAACGUGACUCUGAGGCUCCAAAGCAACCAUGUGAAGGAAGAAUCAGAUCGGUAACGUUCGAAGAUGAAGCCCCAUUCCCCGAUGAAUCCACGCGAUCGAUAUCAAAGACCAUUAUCGAUAUUGGCUUGCAUUCGGGCUUUGAGGAGCUGCGCGAGUUCUGGAGUGACAUCUACCGCCCGCAACCAAACGAACCGUGGCAGGGUAACUACGACGCGUCGAAGCAGAAACCCGCCUGUAUGCAGCAGCUGGUACUCGUCCCAUCGGGGCCCGUUCACGGCUCUGAAGAUUGCCUGUACCUGAACGUUUUCACGCCAAUAUUGGCACCAGGAAACUCCGGCCCACUGCCCGUUAUGGUGUACAUUCACGGUGGUGCCUAUCAGUUUGGGUCCGCUCAAGUCGAGCAGCAUGAUCCGGCAAGGAUCAUGGCGUCUAGGCGAGUGAUCGUUGUGACGCUGCAAUACCGCUUGGGUGUCCUUGGAUUCCUGGCCACUGGCGAUCUAGCGGCACCAGGUAACGCCGGCAUGAAGGAUCAAUCACUGGCACUCCGGUGGGUGCAUCGUAACAUCCGCGCUUUCGGUGGUGAUCCUCGUCGAGUAACGAUCAUUGGCGAGAGUUCCGCUGGAGCGUCAGUACAGCUGCACAUGAUGAGUCCGCUUAGUCACGGACUAUUCCAGCGUGCCAUCAGCAUGAGCGGAAGUGCACUGGCCGUGUGGAGUGUCCCGAUAGAGGAUCCUCUUGCUCUGGCUCGCCGACAUGCACACAUCGUCGGUGUUCCCAAUGCCGAUCGGCUUUCGACGGUGGAUUUAAUCCGACAGCUACGUAACGUAGAUGCGCUCAAUCUAACCGCGGCAGGCUCACGUCUAAAGGUGUGGGACGUGCAUCCACUCACACUGUACCAUCCCGUUACCGAGCCGGAGGACGAACCGGAUCCAUUCCUCGCUGAAGACCCGCGAUCAGCGUGGCGUCGAGGAGCGGUCUCUGAUCACGUACCUUGGCUAACGGGAAGCAUUCCAAACGAUGGAUCAAUCGUAUCGCAAACGAUCUAUCGCGAUCCUGCGGUGAUCGCCGAUCUCGACACCAAGUUUGUCCAGCUUAUACCCGUCAUGUUACGGACGAACGUCACCAUGGACAAGCUGGAUCGAUUGCGAAGACGCUUCCUUAAGGGCACUCCAGCUGGGCGGUGGAUAACGAAGGACAAUUACGCCUCCAUCACUCGGAUGCUCUCGGAAGCAUGGUUCAAGUACCCGUUGGUAAAAAGCCUCAAACAAAGGCUAGCCCUACGCCGAUCCAUCGCCACGAGUGUUUACUCGUUCCAGUUCCAGGGUCGCUACUCGCUAUCGCAGCUUUUAACCGGACGCUCGUACGGGUUGAGUCACGCAGAUGACACACUCUACCUGUUCCGCAAAGGGGCACCAUUUCCCGAGUUGCCCACCGGUUCAGCGGAAGCGGAAAUGGCCCAGCUGUGGGUGAAGUUUCUCGUUGACUUUGCGGUGAAAGGAUACGUCGAAUGGGAAGGCACGUGUGACAGCGAACGGCUUUGCCAGUCGGUAACGUACGCCAACACCAACAACACGUACUUCCCGAUCGUCAGGACGCUUACACCUGGGUUGGAUGAAGAGCUGUACGGCUUUUGGAAACAGAUUUACGAGGAAACUGACUGA